This is a messenger RNA of Trypanosoma conorhini, 1359 nucleotides long. RefSeq lists its product as uncharacterized. NCBI's taxonomy places the organism in Eukaryota, Euglenozoa, Kinetoplastea, Trypanosomatida, Trypanosomatidae. The transcript has a single exon. Gene Ontology annotation, molecular function: poly(A) RNA polymerase activity; mRNA binding. Gene Ontology annotation, biological process: RNA 3'-end processing. The coding region runs from base 1 to 1359 and encodes 452 amino acids. Gene Ontology annotation, cellular component: nucleolus; TRAMP complex. The record is from RefSeq and is a predicted model, not a curated record.
AUGCGGGGAAGAAGUCACUUCAACAUGCAGAGGAAUUUGUUUCAGAAUCUACAAUAUCCGCAAGCAAUGACAUCACAGCCGACACCGACCGAGUACGUGGAGGAGCAGAUGCAGGGCGCCUACUACAGCCCGUCGACCCUUCGGGGUAGCCUCGGAACCCCCAACCUGGGCCACCGAUUGGGGUUUCGCAAUGGCAAAAAUGGCUCGUACGGUUCGCGCCGCUCCAUCAGACGGUCUACACCGGGCAGCUGCCAACAGGGGGAAACACAGCUGGAGGACUUCAACGUGGUUUUGGUCGCGACCCGGCCGCUGUUGAAGGCGUUAGCUCGGGAAUGCCGACCAUGGCCGCCAUGGUGUGUUGGCUUUGCAGUGCCGGACGACGCCACAGAAGAACUCAGGCUUUUUGCCUCAUUUCUUCGGGCUACGCCGGAGGAACUAGCCUGCAGCGAUUCUGCGGUGCGUCUUGCGACCGAAAUCAUGCAGGCAGUCUGGCCCACUGUGGUGAUGAAGCCCAUGUCGACAACGGCUGCUGGGCUAUCGCCACUGAAAGACGUCACGCUGCAUUACUACGCCGAGAAUUCCCCUGUCGCGCCGGAGGACAUGGAGCGCGUCCGGAACGAAAUUCAAAGCGUUGCCAACAGUCACGGGGCACAUGUGGAGUUUGCCACAGAUUAUAGGGAGAUCACGUGUGUUGUCUUGACGGACACCCGAUCCGGAAAAAGGCUUACAAUACGUUACGGCCCUCAAGCCUCAUGUGCGGAACAUCCGUCAAACAUGUUCCGAACAAUAAUAGCGCCCAACGGAGAUUAUCACGCGACACUUACCCUACUUGAUGCCCUCCUGCGUCAAAACAAGAUCUUGGAUGACGCGGGAAUAACCAAAGACGCCCUGAACGGCGAAGCGCUUGCAGUUAUGAUUCUCGCCAUCAUUAACUCAUACAGUUCCUCCGACGUCCCUGAUGCCAAUAGACUCAUGAUGGAUUUCUUUUUGACAUAUGGCUUUGCAGCUAACUUUGAUCUCGUAAAAAAUUCAGUUACUGUGCACGGGAUGUCGGAACCAACGCCCAAGGUGCACCGCAACGCCCAAAUCAGUGUACUUGACCCCUUCGAUGAAACACGCAAUUUAACGCCCAAGUUGGAAAAGGCGGCCCACCUACAGGCCGUCUUCAACUACUGCUAUACAGCGCUGUCGCAGUUCACACAGGUUUCUCAGCGGCAGCGUCGUGCCCAGUCUACGCUUUCUACUAUCAUUGGUGGAGAGGCAUACUGGGGGCGCGUGCUGCAGCUGUACCAUGAGGGAAUUUCACCCUACGUGGAUGUCGUGGAGAGGAAGAAACAUCUGUUGCUGCAGGCUUUGUAG